ACAAAACAUCAUAUAAUAGUUUGAUUAUAUUAUCUUUUAUUAUAAAUACUAUACGAAUAUAAUAUUUUUACAUAUCAUAUAAGUAAUAAAUAAUUUAUGCAAUAGUUUUAAGAAUUUGUGUGAAUCAUUUCUUCGUAAUGAAUUCUGCAACUAAGGUUGGCGAAAUAUUUACAGCUGCUGGGUCGGCAUUCACCAAAUUGGGUGAGUUAACUAUGCAGUUACAUCCAACCUCUGAUUCACCUGCGGGUAAGUGGACAGAUGAAGAAAUUGAGAUGCUUCGGUCAACAAUAGUCCGAUUUAAAGAUGAGCUAACAGUUAUAAGUCAACACAUCAAAUCUAGAACUGUAUCACAAAUUAGAAGUACUUUAAAGAAAAAAGCUUUUGAAGAUGCUGGUAUUCCUGUGCGACAAAAUUCAAAUUCCCAAUCGCAAGCAAAUAAUUCUCAAAGUCAAAGUGUGAUGGGAAAAUCAUCUGAGGUUACUCUUAAUAUGCUCAAUGCACAAGAGAGUGAAGUAGAUGUUGAAGGAAUACAUACUGAUGUUAAAUUAGAAUUCGAGAAUACAACAGAAGAAGUAACAGGCUGAGUUUAAUUAUAAUUAUAAUUUAAUAUACCAUAAUUAUGACAAAAAUUUAUAUGAACUUUCUUACUGAAUUUGUUUUUAUUAUUUUGGUUUAAUAUUCACAGUUUUGUAUUCAAACAAAAAAAGGAAAAAUUUUUGCAACCUAUUGGAAGGAAUUAAUAAGUAGAUGAUUAUAUAUUAA
Ctenocephalides felis (cat flea) is the source of this 762-nucleotide messenger RNA. RefSeq names its product chromatin complexes subunit BAP18-like. NCBI's taxonomy places the organism in Eukaryota, Metazoa, Arthropoda, Insecta, Siphonaptera, Pulicidae. The transcript is spliced from 5 exons. Gene Ontology annotation, cellular component: MLL1 complex; NURF complex. The record is from RefSeq and is a predicted model, not a curated record. The coding region runs from base 138 to 584 and encodes 148 amino acids.